Messenger RNA from Maniola jurtina (meadow brown), 2342 nucleotides. RefSeq names its product chitinase-3-like protein 1 (gene Cht11). Gene Ontology annotation, biological process: chitin catabolic process; carbohydrate metabolic process. The transcript has a single exon. Gene Ontology annotation, cellular component: extracellular region. Lineage: Eukaryota; Metazoa; Arthropoda; Insecta; Lepidoptera; Nymphalidae. Bases 439 to 1758 code for a protein of 439 amino acids. Gene Ontology annotation, molecular function: chitin binding; chitinase activity. The record is from RefSeq and is a predicted model, not a curated record.
UUUCUAUUGGUUCUGAUUUCUGCGACUUCUAGCGACUUUUAACUUUUUCUACAUCUGGCGAUAUCUAGCGACUUUUCGAAGGCGUCAUAGCGACAAACGAAUUUAAAGAGUUGGCAACACUGUUGACUGUGUGGAAAACAUUGAUUUUGGUGAAAAUUAAAAAUGAAACUGUAAAUGAAAAUUCAGAAUAAGUAGGUAAUUAAUUUGGUGAUUACUUUUAGCUUUGGAAACUCGAUCGUAAUUAUAUCGACCUUGUUGUGCUAAUUACUCAAAGUUUACAUCACGAUAUCACUAAUCGUAAUCACACAAAGAGAAUAAUAUUCCUUUGGUGCUUUGUGUUGUGACUUGUGCGCAUUGCGCAGGUGCUGUGAGUUUUUAAAUACAGUAAUUCGCAACUGGGUGUGGUCUCUCACUCGAUACUAAAUAAAAGUUCACAAAAUGGUGUUCAAAAAAAUAAAAAUAAAAAAGAGCGAUUUCGACAAUCCUAUAAACAUCCAAGAGGCGGAGGAGCCGAAGGAGCAAUGCUACGGCGUGGCGCUGUUCGCGGUGUUCGUGGCCGGGUUCAUCGUGUUCUUCACGCUGCUGUCGUGGGCGGCCGUGCUGGAGUCCACGGCGCGCCUGCCCGCCGACGCGCCCGCCGCCCCCGUGCUCGCCUGCUACUACACCACGCCGAGCCCGCGCGCCGAGCGCGCGCUGCGCCCGCCCGCCAUCCAGCCGUUCCUCUGCACCCACAUCAACGUGGCGUUCGCGACCAUCGAGGACAACGAGAUACACCUGGAGGACCAUCAGCGACAGACCAUAUCGGAAGUCGUCAAAUUGAAGGAGAUCAAUCCCGAUUUGAAAGUUCUCCUCUCGGUGGGCGGUGCGGGGAGCCACAGUGGAUUUCAGAGCAUGGUGUUCAACCACACUUGCCGGAAAACAUUCAUAAGAUCCAUCAAGUACAUCCUCCGAAACCUGACCCUGGACGGUAUCGACCUGGACUGGGAGUUCCCCGCGGUGGAUUUUCAGAGCGAGUCCAGCAAGCGGGAGAGACAACACUUCUCCCAGCUGCUGCGCGAGAUCAGGACGGAGUACCGCAGGGAGAAGCGGAACUACCUGCUGACGGUGGCGGCCGCCGCGCCGCAGAUCAUCGUGGACGCGGCCUACGACGUGGACCAGCUCAACCUGUACACCGACUUCGUCAACAUCAUGACGUACGACUUCCACACCUUCACGCGCUUCACGCCGCUCACGGGGCUCAACUCGCCGCUGUACGCGCGCGCCGGCGAGGAGCUGUACCCCGCCACGCUCAACAUCAACUACACCGUGCAGAUGUACAGGAGCAAGGGCCUGCACCCCAGCAAGAUCGUAGUGGGCAUUCCCACCUACGGCCAUUCCUUCACCCUGAUGAACAGCGAGAACACCAACGUGGGCAGCCCCGCACUCGGCUUCGGAAAGCUGGGCGAGCUGGGCUUCAUCACCUACACACAAGUGUGCGCGUUCUUAGACACGCUCGGAAAUGAGUCCCAGAUACACAUGGACGAGGAGGCCAUGGUGCCGUACUUCUACCGGAACACAGAGUGGGUGUCCUACGAGAACCCCGACAGUGUGCUUGCGAAGGCGGCCUACAUAAGGAGGAGCAAGCUGCGCGGCGCGAUGGUGUUCUCGCUGAACGCCGACGACUACGAGAACGCGUGCAUCGUGUCCGACAUGGGCAAGUUCCCCCUCACCUUCUGUGUCAAGCAAAGCCUCGGAAUCAAUUUAAAAUAUUCAAAUUAGUUAAUUGUCAGAAGGCACGGAAGGGAGAGUGGACGACAGACAGAACGUUAGUUUACCUUCUUCUUCCUGGACACGUAGGUGAUUUUGUACAUGGCGCAGGAUCUCAUAGCUGCAGUCGGCGCGACACUGCGCGCGCGCGGCUCAUGGUGGGCGCGCCCACGCGCUGCUCGGGCGGCGGGCUCGGCGCGCACUGCGCGCACGCGUCCACUUCAUUACCUUACUUUUACAAUUAGAAAAAAUGUAAGAAACCGUACGUUUGAAGUGGGAGUUUCCACUCCAGCGGGCGCCAACACGCUCGUUUGAGUACUUAGUAUUAACUACCAUAAUAAUUAUAAACAGUAUAUCGACAGUUAUGUAUAACUAGAUGUUAAAUGUAUUCCAUAGCUAAUUACAUUUUUUUUUUGCAUUUCAAAUUAAAAACAAUGACUAUCGUCCUUUAUUUAUGUUUUAAUAUAAGUUAAAUAAAUUAAAUAAUUUAUUAUGUUGAGGCUGUGAAUCUGUUAUUUUUGUGUUGUGAAUUAUUUGUAAAUACACUUCUUAUUGUAUUAUUGUUUACAUUGCAGUACAAUAAAGGAUUUUUAACU